Messenger RNA from Lotus japonicus, 5453 nucleotides. RefSeq names its product ABC transporter C family member 2-like. NCBI's taxonomy places the organism in Eukaryota, Viridiplantae, Streptophyta, Magnoliopsida, Fabales, Fabaceae. Gene Ontology annotation, biological process: transmembrane transport. Gene Ontology annotation, cellular component: membrane. Bases 345 to 5204 code for a protein of 1619 amino acids. The transcript is spliced from 28 exons. The record is from RefSeq and is a predicted model, not a curated record. Gene Ontology annotation, molecular function: ABC-type transporter activity; ATP binding; ATP hydrolysis activity.
UUUUUGUUUUUGUUUUUGUUCGUUUCAUCGUUUACGUCACAAAACACAAACCAACAACAACCGUGACUGUCUGUCUGUGUGUGAAUCUUACAAGAUUAUUCCAUUUUCCACUCUCUCCUUUUUCUCUCUCUCACCGCACAACACAAGCCUCAACAAGGUAAGACUUAGAUUCCCCUUUCUCCAUUUCUUAUCUUCUUGUCUCCUUUCCCUCAAUUUGUUUUCAACCACUUUCUUUCUAUCUCUUCCUCGUCUUCCUUCUCAUCGGUUCAUCAGUUGAAGGCGAGAGAGGGGAGUGUUUUAUGCUCAUGUGUUGUUCUGCUUAGGCUUGUUCACUGAGCGUAAACAUGGCUUUCGGGCCAUUGGAUUGGUAUUGUCGCCCUGUUGCGAAUGGACUGUGGACAAGGACAGUUCAGAAUGCCUUUGGUGCUUACACUCCUUGUGCAGUUGACUCUCUGGUGAUCUCUGUUUCUCAUUUGAUUCUUCUUGGCCUAUGCGUCUACCGUAUAUGGUUGAUUAAGACGGAUUUCAAAGCUAAGAGGUUAUGUUUGAGGUCAAACCUCUACAAUUAUUUUCUGGGAUUAUUGGCUGCAUACUGUGUGGCUGAGCCAUUAUACAGAUUGAUCAUGGGGAUAUCAGUUCUGAAUAUUGAUGGCCAGACUAGUCUUGCUCCAUUUGAGAUAGUUGCUCUGAUUGUUGAGGCCCUUACUUGGUGCUCUAUGUUGAUUAUGCUUUGGAUUGAAACUAAAGUCUACAUCAGUAAAUUCCGAUGGUUCGUCAGAUUUGGAUUGAUUUAUGCUAUUGUAGGGGAUGCUGUUAUGGUCAAUCUCGUCAUUUUGGUGCAAGAGUUCUAUAGCAGAUCUGUGCUGUAUUUGUACAUCAGCGAGGUGGUCUGCCAGGUUUUGUUUGGAAUACUUUUGCUUGUGUAUGUUCCUACUUUGGAUCCUUAUCCAGGUUACACAUCCAUUGAGAGUGAAGUGGAUACUGAUGCUGAGUAUGAUGAACUCCCUGAAGGAGAGCUGAUAUUUCCUGAGAGGCAGGCCAACAUAUUUUCAAAAACACUUUUUUCUUGGAUGAAUCCCCUCAUGCAACUUGGAUACAAAAGACCGCUUACUGAAAGAGAUAUAUGGAAAUUAGAUACGUGGGAUACGACGGAGACACUGAACAAUGGGUUCCAGAAAUGUUGGGCUGAGGAGUCUCAGAAGUCGAAACCUUGGCUCUUAAGAGCAUUAAAUGCAAGCCUUGGAAGAAGGUUUUGGUUUGGAGGCCUUUGGAAGAUUGGCAAUGAUGUUUCCCAAUUUUCGGGCCCACUUAUAUUGAAUCAGCUGCUACAGUCUAUGCAAGAAGGUGGUCCGGCUGGGAUUGGUUAUAUAUAUGCCUUCUCAAUAUUUCUUGGAGUGGUCUUUGGGGUUUUAUGUGAAGCUCAAUAUUUUCAGAAUGUCAUGCGUGUUGGUUACAGGCUAAGAUCAACGCUGGUAGCUGCUGUAUUUCGCAAGUCUCUAAGGCUUACUCAUGAAUCACGAAAGCAAUUUGCAUCUGGAAAAAUAACCAACUUAAUGACUACAGAUUCUGAGGCACUUCAGCAAAUAUGCCAAUCACUUCACACUUUAUGGUCAGCUCCAGUUCGAAUCGUUGUUGCUAUGUUUCUUCUUUACCAAGAACUAGGUCCUGCUUCCCUUAUUGGUGCUUUGAUGCUAGUUCUUAUGUUUCCACUACAGACUUUUGUUAUCAGCAGAAUGCAGAAGUUGUCUAAGGAAGGAUUACAACGUACAGACAAGAGAAUUGGUCUCAUGAAUGAAAUUUUGGCUGCCAUGGACACCGUAAAAUGUUAUGCAUGGGAGAGUAGUUUCCAAUCUAAAGUACUGAAUGUCCGAAGUGAUGAAUUAUCAUGGUUUCGAAAAGCAUCACUACUUGGAGCGUUAAAUGGAUUUAUACUAAAUAGCAUUCCAGUUCUUGUAACUGUGGUUUCAUUUGGAGUUUUCACGUUGCUUGGAGGGGAUUUGACACCUGCAAGAGCUUUCACAUCACUUUCUCUGUUUGCCGUGCUUCGAUUCCCUCUCUUCAUGCUUCCUAAUACCAUAACUCAGGUGGUUAAUGCGAAUGUGUCCUUGAAGCGUCUGGAGGAUUUGCUUUUAGCAGAAGAGAGAAUACUUCUACCAAAUCCACCUCUUGAGCCAAGCUUACCAGCUAUCUCGAUCAAGAAUGGAUACUUUUCUUGGGAUGCAAAGGAAGUGCGACCUACAUUGUCAAACAUAAAUUUGGAUAUACCUGUUGGUAGCCUAGUUGCAGUUGUUGGUAGCACUGGAGAAGGGAAGACAUCACUCAUAUCUGCGAUGCUUGGAGAACUUCCUCCAAUUGCAGACUCAACUGUUGUAAUGAGAGGAACAGUUGCUUAUGUACCCCAAAUUUCGUGGAUUUUUAAUGCAACUGUACGGGAUAAUGUUUUAUUUGGUUCUGGCUUUGACCCAAGAAGAUAUGAAAAGGCAAUAGAUGUGACUGAACUGCUUCAUGACCUUGAGUUACUGCCUGGUGGUGAUCUUACUGAAAUUGGCGAAAGAGGGGUAAACAUCAGUGGUGGCCAGAAGCAAAGAGUAUCCAUGGCUAGAGCUGUCUACUCCAAUUCUGAUGUGUUCAUAUUUGAUGACCCCUUGAGUGCUCUCGAUGCCCAUGUGGCUAGACAGGUUUUUGAUAAGUGCAUCAAGGGAGAAUUGAGAGGGAAGACCCGAGUUCUUGUUACAAACCAGCUACAUUUCCUUUCUCAGGUUGACAGAAUCGUUUUGGUCCAUGAUGGUAUGGUGAAGGAGGAGGGAACUUUUGAGGAACUCUCAAACCAGGGACCAUUGUUCCAAAAACUUAUGGAAAAUGCGGGUAAGAUGGAGGAGUAUGAAGAAGAAAAGGGAGAUAUUGAAACCACUGAUCAGAAGUCCCCUUCAAAACCAGUGGUCAAUGGCGAAGUUAAUGAUUCUACAAAGGGUGGGAGUAAACAAAAAGGAGGAAAAUCUGUCCUUAUCAAACAGGAAGAACGGGAAACAGGUGUUGUCAAUUGGAACGUUCUAAUGAGGUACAAAAAUGCAUUAGGAGGCUCUUGGGUGGUUCUUAUACUCUUUGGAUGCUAUGUCUUAACAGAGGGGCUACGAGUAUCAAGUAGCACGUGGUUAAGCCAUUGGACUGAUCAGAGUACUACUGAGGGUUAUAAUCCUGCCUUUUACAAUCUGAUAUAUGCGUCUCUAUCAUUUUGUCAGGUUUUGGUGACUCUAACAAAUUCUUUCUGGCUAAUCCUAUCAAGUCUUUAUGCUGCCAGAAGGUUGCAUGAAGCCAUGCUUAACUCUAUAUUACGAGCUCCGAUGGUCUUCUUCCAUACAAAUCCACUCGGAAGGAUCAUCAACAGGUUUGCCAAGGAUCUAGGCGAUAUCGAUCGUAAUGUUGCCCCGUUCAUGAACAUGUUUCUAGGUCAAGUUUUCAUGCUUCUCUCAACAUUCAUCCUCAUAGGUAUUGUCAGCACAAUGUCCUUGUGGGCGAUAAUGCCAUUGCUGGUACUGUUUUAUGGAGCAUAUCUAUACUAUCAGAGCACAGCUCGUGAAGUGAAGCGAUUAGAUUCAAUUAGCAGAUCUCCUGUUUAUGCACAAUUUGGAGAAGCUCUGAACGGUUUGUCAACAAUUCGCGCUUACAAAGCAUACGAUCGAAUGGCGGAGAUAAAUGGGAGAUCCAUGGACAACAACAUCCGAUUCACGUUGGUGAACAUAAGCGCAAACCGAUGGCUCGCGAUCCGGUUGGAAACCCUAGGAGGCCUCAUGAUAUGGUUCACUGCGUCCUUCGCAGUGAUGCAGAACGGUAGGGCAGAGAACCAGCAAGAAUUAGCAUCCACCAUGGGGUUGCUUCUCAGUUACGCUUUGAAUAUCACCAGCUUGCUCACUGGUGUGCUCAGGCUUGCAAGUUUGGCUGAGAAUAGUUUGAAUUCUGUGGAACGUAUUGGAACAUACAUAGAUUUGCCUUCAGAGGCUCCUUCUGUCAUUGAGGAUAAUCGCCCUCCCCCUGCGUGGCCUUCUUCGGGUGCCAUCAAAUUCAAUGAUGUUGUUCUUCGCUACAGGCCUGAGCUUCCUCCUGUGUUGCAUGGCAUCAGUUUCACGAUUUUCCCGAGCGAUAAGGUUGGCAUUGUUGGGAGGACUGGCGCGGGAAAAUCCAGCAUGCUCAAUGCACUGUUUCGGAUAGUGGAAUUGGAAAGAGGGAGAAUACUGAUUGAUGAUUGUGAUAUUGCAAAGUUCGGGUUGGCUGAUUUGCGUAAAGUUCUGGGCAUUAUACCACAAUCUCCAGUUCUCUUUUCAGGAACUGUGAGAUUUAAUCUUGAUCCAUUUACUGAACACAAUGAUGCUGACCUCUGGGAGGCUCUGGAGAGGGCACAUUUGAAGGAUGUGAUUCGAAGAAAUUCUUUGGGGCUGGAUGCCGAGGUAUCUGAGGCAGGCGAGAACUUCAGUGUUGGGCAGAGGCAACUGUUGAGUCUUGCCAGGGCUUUAUUGCGGAGAUCUAAGAUAUUAGUACUUGAUGAGGCAACUGCAGCAGUUGAUGUUAGAACAGAUGCACUCAUACAGAAAACAAUCCGAGAGGAAUUUAAAUCCUGUACAAUGCUCAUUAUUGCUCAUCGCCUUAACACCAUUAUUGAUUGUGAUCGGAUUAUUUUGCUUGAUGGUGGCAAGGUUCUCGAGUAUGAUACCCCUGAGGUGCUGCUGUCAAAUGAAGGUAGUGCUUUCUCUAAGAUGGUGCAGAGUACAGGAGCUGCAAAUGCCCAAUACUUGCGCAGCUUAGCACUUGGCGGGGACAAAUCAGAAAGAGCAGAGAACACGCGUCUCGAUGGUCAGAGAAAAUGGAUGGCUUCUUCCCGGUGGGCUGCUGCAGCCCAGUUUGCUCUUGCUGUUAGUCUCACGUCAUCGCAGAAUGACCUACAACGGUUGGAAGUAGAAGAUGACAACAGUAUUCUCAAGAAGACAAAGGAUGCUCUGAUAACUUUGCAGGGGGUUUUGGAAAGGAAGCAUGAUAAAGAAAUUGAGGAAUCUUUAGAACAGCGACAAGUGUCCCCAGAAGGAUGGUGGUCAUCGCUUUACAAGAUGAUUGAAGGUCUUGCUAUGAUGAGUAGAUUGGGCAGGAACAGGCUCCAUGAACCAGACUACGGUUUUGAGAACCAAUCAAUCAACUUUGAUCAAGUUGAUAUGUAGGGAAAGCUUUUACCAAGGUUUUGCUAACUAUAUUUUGGCGACAUAGCUUCUGCCACUGAAUUUAUCUUAGAAAUUGCAAUAGAUCUUAUUUUGUAUAUUUGAAGGAAGAAAAUCAUGUAACUUUUUGUCAUUCAGCACUUUAAUUUUGAUUGCCAAAAGAAUUUUGUCUAAAUGGUCAUUUGGAUCCAAGAUACUUUGAUAGUUAUCCCUGUACCAUCUUUCCAAAUCAAUAACACUUGAUAUUAACUA